UCAUCACGGAGGGUGCAGUCCAAGCAGUAUACGUAAGUAGGAACUGUGAUUAGGACACCCUUUGUCUACAGGUGGAUCCAGUCUGCAGAGAAGACAUUAUUUUGGUCAAAGCAGAAAAAAUCACAUCUGGUGCUACAAUAUAUGUCCAGUGUUCCAUUUGCAGAGCUUUCAUGGUCUUGGAGUGCUUUGUUGAGUUUGGCCGGCUGACUCACCAGAUAUGAUGCAGUUUCUCGGAUUAGUGCAUAAUUAUCGUUAUCGGGAUCAAGAGCUAGAAACAACGGACCCUCAAAAUAUUUCGAAGUCCGCUGAAAGUGACGGCAUCGCUUGUCCUCCCCAAGACCACACAGAAACGCUCCACCUGGUCAGAAACUUUGACGUUUGAGUCGCAUAAAUCACUCGAUCCCAAAAAUGGAAAAGAAAACCGACAACAUCCUCCGGCGGCCACUUUACGUGUACGAUCUUCCCGCUGAAGUCCUGAAUACCCUGACACUCAAGGAGUCUCCAGAGUUCGAAAUUCCCGAAGCUUAUUCUACACCAAACCAGAGCUCUUCCUCAACUGACAACCUCGUUGGCGCGCAAGCCUGCUCAUUGUGCAGCCUCUCCUUCACCAGUUUGCAAGAACAAAGGAGCCAUCUGAAGUCUGACCUGCACUACUACAACCUCAAGCAGAAGCUGCGCGGAAAGACGCUAGUAUCGGAGGUCGAGUUUGAGAAACUGAUCGGCGACCUGGACGAAAGCCUGUCCGGCUCGGACUCCUCCGAUUUGGAAGACGAAGAAGAGGAUUCAUUGGGGAAGGAGACCACCCUGACGGCGCUGCUGAAGAAGCAGGCUACUCUCGCGGAGAGGGAAAAUGGCCAUGAUGCUACAAAGGAUGAUGGUAUUUCAAGGCGGAGGCAAAGGGGCAGUGGCAAGCCCCCAUUGAUAUGGUUCAGUUCGGCGGUGCUACCUGCGAACAACUAUUUUGGGGUGUACCGCGCAAUAUUCAAACCCGAGGAAGCGAAGGAGGAAACUGAGUUGACCGAGUUGAUCAAGAAGAAGCAGUUGGCACCAAUAACAGCGCCGAAGGCAGGAGCAGUUGGAAGUCCGACCCAAGCUUACAAGGGUCCACACAUCUUCCUCUGCAUGAUCGGAGGUGGUCACUUUGCGGCUAUGGUGGUGUCGCUGGCACCGCGGCAGAUGAAGCAUGGAUCAGGUCCUCUGAACAGAGAAGCAACAGUGCUGGCUCAUAAAACCUUCCACAGAUACACCACGAGGAGGAAGCAGGGAGGAUCUCAGUCUGCAAACGAUAACGCCAAGGGCAAUGCGCAUUCAGCUGGUUCGAGUAUACGACGCUACAACGAGCAGGCCCUGGUCGACGAAGUCCGCCUACUGCUACAGGACUGGAAAGGGCUCCUCGACACAUCAGAACUACUCUUUAUACGAGCGACGGGGGCAACAAAUAGGAGAACGCUCUUUGGACCAUACGAAGGGCAGAUCCUGAAGGGGAACGACCCAAGAAUACGAGGGUUUCCAUUCAGUACGCGGCGGGCGACACAGAACGAGUUGAUGCGCUCUUUCAUCGAGUUGACUCGGUUGAAGGUUCGCGAAAUCAACCCUGCUGAGGGUAUCCAGGCACAGCCAGAGACAUUAGCGAAGACAGCAAUUCCAAAACCAUCCAAGCCAGCCGCACCGAAAUUGUCGGAGGAGGAGGAGACCGCUUUGCUACAUACUUCACAGCUCCAAGCAUUCAUUCGGAGGUCAAAACUCCCGGCGCUCCUUUCAUAUCUGAAGAACAAUGGCCUACCUGUCGACUUCAUCUUCCAUCCCGCCGACACGCAGCAAAAUCAUCAUGCCCCCACCCCAUUACACUUAGUAGCGAGCCAAAACUCGGCACCACUUGUCUUAGGUCUGCUCUUGAAAGCUGGAGCCAACCCAACUACCAAGAACGGCGAAGGUAAAACCGCAUUCGAGCUGGCUGGGGACCGAAGCACGCGGGACGCCUUUAGGGUAGGCCGUGACGAGCUGGGCGAAGACAAAUGGGAUUGGGAGGCGGCCAAGGUGCCGCCGGCCAUGAAACGCGAAGAAGCAGAGAAGCGCGACGCGCGAGAGCGGAAGGAAAACGACAAGAAGGAAGCGGAACGUCGCCAGGCCGAGGAGGUCCGACUGCGGUUAGAAGGGCCUAAGGUCGAUGGUAGCAGUAGAACACGGGGGAAAGGCGUGCUGAACAGCGGAGUGCAGAAAACGGCACAGGAGAAGCGCGAGGAGGAAGCGAGGGGGCUUACGCCUGAGCAGAAGAUGAAAUUGGAUCGAGAACGCAGAGCCAGGGCGGCUGAGGAGAGGAUGCGUCGAAUGGCUGCUGGCGGUGGUGGUUGAUGGUGAGAUAGACCGUUACAGCGGUGUUGUAGAAAAUAGCAACUGCAAAUGCUAGUUGACACGACGCCCAACUUGCGC
Molecule: messenger RNA, 2430 nt
Organism: Pseudomassariella vexata
Lineage: Eukaryota; Fungi; Ascomycota; Sordariomycetes; Amphisphaeriales; Pseudomassariaceae
Exons: 2
Coding region: 409-2352 (647 amino acids)
Molecular function (GO): protein binding
Source: RefSeq, a predicted model, not a curated record